Molecule: messenger RNA, 1857 nt
Organism: Syngnathus acus (greater pipefish)
Lineage: Eukaryota; Metazoa; Chordata; Actinopteri; Syngnathiformes; Syngnathidae
Product: RNA-binding Raly-like protein
Exons: 7
Coding region: 110-727 (205 amino acids)
Cellular component (GO): nucleus
Molecular function (GO): RNA binding
Source: RefSeq, a predicted model, not a curated record
GGCUUGAUACUGAUUCAGUAGUAUCUCAGCAGUCAGUCAGCCGCACAAGCAAAGGGUUCCUCAGUGAGCAUCUUUCAUCUCAGCCUCCCGCUUGUUUUGCGUCUCUGUUAUGACCCUGUUCAGCCCAAGAUACACGAGCAUGAGUGGAGACCUCAAGUCAAGUCGCUCCAGGGCAGCAAGUAAACGGGCCAGCAACACCACUUAUGGCACCGAGUUUGACCUGGAUGACAGCUAUGAGGACUACUAUGACAGGGUGUACGACUACCAGCGUGUCCCUGCAUCUCUGUCCCCCCCGCCUUCAAUGGGGCCGAGUCUACCCAAACGAUCCCGAUCUUCUUCUUACUCCUCCAAGCACAGACGCAGUCGAGACAGAACCCACUCCAAAAGCUCCAGAGCCCACUCCACUAGUUCCACCAUAGCCAAGUUGGACAUGGAGGAGUUACAGGUGAUUAAAAAGGAGCUGACUCUGAUAAAGACACAGAUCGAUGGACUGCUUGACAGUCUUGACAGGAUGGACACACAGACGAGCGACCAUAAAGACUCUCCUUUGAGGGAAGAAAGUCCAGCUUGCUCACUGUACUCCGGCAGUCCAGAGCACUCUCUUUCUUCCCUCUCCCCACCCAGCUCUUGCCAUCGAAUCCACAAGGAAACCUCAGUACCAGGAGGGCCCAAUGAUAACCACCAUAUGAUAAACAUCCACAGCUCAGAUCCUGAAGAGGAAAUAUGAGUCUUGAAGAAAACAACAUGCAGAAGACAAGAAUGGAGCGACAAAUGUGAACAGCAAACGAUCAAGCCAAUAUUUUGAUUCCACUGGGAGUGCACAUAUUAAUCAACACUUAAUUUGACUUGUUCCUGGAACUGCAUUUUUGUGGGAGGAAAAAGUAACAACAACACAGAUUAAAUUAUACUACAAGAUGUUUUAAGAUGGACGAAGCAUAAAUCUACCCAGUAGUUGUGAAAGACAGUUGCGGGGCAGAAUCCUGCGCCCGUAUGUAUUCCUAUUGUGCUGUACCAGUGUAUUUGCAUGACUUCAAAGACUUGAGCAAUAAUCCAAAUAAAGUAUUGAACUUUUAAUCCAAAUGAGGAAUCGGAACCCUAUGCUGAGAACAUAAACACAAUCCGGUACUAAUUUUUGUUUAUCGCAAUCAUUGAAGGCUUCUUUUGAAUGAAGGUGGAAUGUGGGACAAGCUUGGUCAUUUAUGUGUUGCUAAAAGGACAAGAAUGUUUCCGCUGCCUCGUGAGGCUUUACUUGAGCAAAGAUAGAAAAAAAUGGUUUAUAAGGCUCCUUAGUUUAGACUUUACUUGUCCAUUUAUCAGAAUGAGUAAUACCGAAGUAUGUGCAGUUAAAACAAUGUGCCAACCACACAAACUUUAGAAUUUUCAGAAUUCAGUAUGAAGCCACUGUUUUGCAUAGAAACUAAUUCUGUUGCUCAACUCACACGCCAUACAUUUAAAGUAUCACACCUCAAUUAUAGAGAUUAGUCGGUCAUGGGGCAUUUACUUGACAAAGGGCAAUUCUCUUAUUCUUGAUGUAUUAGUAUACCAUUUUGGAGUCUUUUGAGUACUUUUAAAGAUUUAGGAAAGUGCUACGACUUUUUCCCGGCUUGACUUUGGCACAGAGUUGUGUCAAAAUGCUGUGACCCAGGUCAGUGUGUAUUACUGUGCAUUCUUGUAAACUUAACUGUAAGUGUUCAGCUGUCGAAUUCCACUUUUGCUUUAUUUUGUACAAAAAAAAUACAUGUAUACAAACGAUGUUAUUAUAAAUGAUAUGGUGUUUCAUGUUUUUGUCACCAUUCCUGAGACGAGCCAAGUGGAAAAUACUCAUUGUCACUAGUAAAGGUAUUUUCAUAUUGACAA